UUUGGUGGAAACUAUACCCUCUGGUAUGUUUGUAUCGUCCAAUCUUUGGCCGUGGCAGCACUAACUGCCCAUCUAGUUGGGAUCUCUUCAAUGGGUUACUUCCUGGUAUGGCAUGGGGAAAACCUCAGUUCAGAGCAAGUUCAACAUACCCGGUAGAAUUGCCUGGGCAACCAUGGAGAUCCCCGGAUUUACUACCCUCUUAUAUAUCAUGAGCACCCUUCCAGCUCAACACGGCAUCGAAGACCUACCGUGGCAGAACAAGGUCCUUGCUGGCUUAUUUGUCAUUCACUAUACUUACCGCGCUGUCAUCUUCCCCAUCAUUCAGCCGUCUAUGUCUCCCAUCCACGUGCUCGUCUGGAGCAAUGCUAUCAUGUUCCAAAUAUGCAACGCCACUUGCAUAGGUAGCUGGUUAGCCGCAUAUGGUCCAACCACCCAGGAAGAGUGGAGAGCUCAGAAUUGGUCUGUUCUACAAUUCUCGUUCGGUCUAGUUCUCUUCUACGUUGGGCUUACCGCAAACUACUUUUCCGACGAGGAGCUGCGAGAGAUACGCCGAAGCGAGCUUCGACGCCAAGCAAAGUUAAAGCAACAGGGCAAAACCGUCGAAAAGCAUUAUGAAGUCCCGCAAAAUGGUUUAUUCAAAUACAUGCUUUAUCCUCACUAUUUCGUGGAAUGGGUCGAAUGGCUUGGAUACUGGAUCGCCGCCGGUUUUUCCUGCACCCCUGCAAGAUGCUUCUUACUCAACGAAAUUUUCGCUAUGCUACCCCGGGCUGUGUCUGGUGGGAAGUGGUAUAAGCAAAAGUUUGGAGAAGAUAAAAUCAAGGGGAAAUACGUCAUCAUUCCCGGGGUCUAUUAACAGCCCCUUAGGGCAUAUGGUUCAGGGUCUUCGGUUGUUGCGUCCAGUCUCCGGCUAAGCGAAUGGUUCAGCUACGAACGGACAGCUCCUACCUAUGAUUUGAGGAAUCCUUAUUAAUCAGAAGUUUUAUAGUUGUUUAACCCUACUCUCUAUUCUUCUUCAAUUCUAUCCCACCCUAGGUACUUAGAAUGACGGCUAGGCAAUGGACUAAUCACUAAAUGUUCUAUGUUACAUAAAAAGCUCUGAAACCAGAUAGACACGAGAUUUUUACAAUAUAAUCCGCGUCUUUUCCGUUAAGAGCCCCUCGGUAUACAGUUACAUACAGGUAUAUCGGAGCAGUCACUCUUCUUCUAGGCCUAACUGCUUUCUGAGCACCAGGCGUGCUUCCUUUUAUGUCUGAGAACUGAUCUAGCAUUUCCCUUUGAAAAUUUUGUUAACAUAACAACGUCUUUGUGUAGAACAACUCGUUAACUGAAUUGUCCGGUUACGCUGGUGGCGUUGGGAUAUGAAGACAAGUUGCUGUACAAUAAUAGCAGUGAGACGACUCUUAUAAAUAUACGCAUGUAAAGAGCUUACCGAGAGUGUAAAUUGUCAAAAUUCAAGUUGCAAUCUCAAUCAACCCUUUUGAAUAUUUUAUGAC
Daldinia caldariorum is the source of this 1493-nucleotide messenger RNA. Its product is annotated as 3-oxo-5-alpha-steroid 4-dehydrogenase. The record is from RefSeq and is a predicted model, not a curated record. The transcript has a single exon. Bases 113 to 853 code for a protein of 246 amino acids. Gene Ontology annotation, cellular component: membrane. Gene Ontology annotation, biological process: steroid metabolic process. Gene Ontology annotation, molecular function: 3-oxo-5-alpha-steroid 4-dehydrogenase activity. NCBI's taxonomy places the organism in Eukaryota, Fungi, Ascomycota, Sordariomycetes, Xylariales, Hypoxylaceae.